AUGCUGCAGGAACUAUCGCAUAUGGACAAGAUAACUCAGCUUCAAGAUGAAAUACAGCAGCUUCUCCUGAUCAUGGCCAAUAGCAUUAGCUAUCUAACGUCGCGAUCUAACUUUCUUCAAGUCAGCCCGGAGAUUCCUAUAACUAAACAGCGUAACCCCGACAAGUAUGACCCCCCAGAUGUAUUUGAAGCGAACAAGAAAGAGCUAGUAGCAGACUUGAUGGUGAAAGCCAAGCAGAUAGAGUAUCUCAUCAACUCUUUACCAGAGCCAGAACCCGAGGAAGAACAGGCAAUGAGAUUUCAACAAUUAGAAGAGGAGAUGACGCUCGCGAAUGAAGAUUACAUGUUGGCUGUCGGUCGCGCUAAAAACCUUCACUCUCAGGUUGCAGAAGUCCUGCAGGCUAUGCUUGUAGACAACGAGGCUAAUUUACUACAAGAUGGACCAUCCAUUCCAGAAAGCAUCCCCACCACACCACCCCAAACCUGA
Laccaria bicolor S238N-H82 is the source of this 486-nucleotide messenger RNA. RefSeq lists its product as uncharacterized. Gene Ontology annotation, biological process: regulation of transcription by RNA polymerase II. The coding region runs from base 1 to 486 and encodes 161 amino acids. The transcript has 5 exons. The record is from RefSeq and is a predicted model, not a curated record. Gene Ontology annotation, cellular component: mediator complex. NCBI's taxonomy places the organism in Eukaryota, Fungi, Basidiomycota, Agaricomycetes, Agaricales, Hydnangiaceae. Gene Ontology annotation, molecular function: transcription coregulator activity.